AUGUUGCCAGUUCGAAACCGAUCUCGCUUCGAUACACUUCCAAAUUCACCAGAUUAAAUUUCCAAAAUAUUGUAAAAAUUUUAAAAAUUUAUUUCGAUCCAUCAUUAUUUAGUCCUCACUGAAUCAAAAAAUGUGUUCACCUUGCGGUCCUUGCAGUCCCUGCGAUCCUUGCUGCGGACCUUUCGAGUGUUCGCCCAAGUGCUACAAUGCCGCCCAGCUGGAGGCUCUGCCACAAUGUGCUCCCCGCAUCCCGCCGCCCUUUCCCAAGUGCAUCACUGUCCAGCAGCCACCGCGGAUGAUCUGCAAGAAGCGAGUGGUGUUCACGGAGAAAAUUGUGCCGGAGCCAAUGGUGGUGAACAGAGCCCGGCAGAUCACCAUUCCGAAGGUUGUGGAUGCCACUCGAGUCAUCAAGGUGCCCAAGCUGAUUUGGGUAUCGCAGAUGGUGCGAGAGCCCAGGGUCAUAUACUACCCCUCCAUGAUCCCCGAUCCCUAUGUGGUAUGCUACCCCAAGCGCGUCUGCGAACCGAGGGAGGUGUGCCAGUCGAUCCUGUGCCAGCCGAAGCCGCAGACCAUCGACAUUCCUCCCCCGAGGGAGUACUGCUGCUAUCCCAAUGGGCCCAUCAACUACAAACCCAGUGCCGCCUGCCCACCCUGCCCCAUUGGACCCUGUGCUCCAGGAGGACCCUGCUGCCCGCUGCCCUGCUUCUCCACAUGCCAAUACCCCGUCGCUGAGGGAAGGUGCGGUCCCUGCGGACCCUGUGGACCUGGAUGCGGACCUUGCGGCCCUUGCGGACCUUGCGGACCCUGCGGACCCUGUGGACCUUGCGGACCAGGCUGCGGUCCAUGCGGACCGUGCGGACCUUUUGGAAUGGGCUGCGGUCCCUGCGGACCUGGACCCUGCGGCUUUGGGCCUUGUGGUCCUUGCUAAACCCCGUAGCAGCAGGAAAAAUACAAAUCUACUGACGUCCCUGCGUUUUGGAAGUCCGCAUCUGCACCCAAAAUAUGCCAGUCCGAAAUAUACUUUUCAAGUUUUGUAUAUUAAAAAAUUACUUUGAUAUCAUA
Messenger RNA from Drosophila ficusphila, 1062 nucleotides. RefSeq names its product DBF4-type zinc finger-containing protein 2 homolog (gene Mst98Cb). The record is from RefSeq and is a predicted model, not a curated record. The transcript has a single exon. Bases 131 to 928 code for a protein of 265 amino acids. NCBI's taxonomy places the organism in Eukaryota, Metazoa, Arthropoda, Insecta, Diptera, Drosophilidae.